CAUCGUGCACAAACAGAUAGAUAUAUGUGACAAGUGAUACGUCAUGUGGUAUUUUAAUCGUUUAAAAAGUAUAACAAUUACAUUUUAUUGCGUUAACUUGAUAAAUAAUUUGUUAUCAUUACCAAUUGUAUUAUAUUAGUCAAUAAAAACGUGGCAGUAUUAGAUUUUUUUUUUAUUUAUAAAAAUUGAAAUUUUUAAUUCAAGUCAAAAGUAAAAGUACAUGACACUUGAACUAAAUGGAGCAGCAUAAGUAGUUGAUAAAAAAUUACAAUUCAUUAAUUAACAAUAACAAUAAUUGUUUUUUUAAAUUUCAAUUGAAAUAAACAAUUGAUAAAAUAUUGAAAAAUCCAUUUUUUGUGUGAAACACAAAUUCAAAUAUAAAUAAUCUAACAUAAUGAUGAGGUGACAUUUAAUUCUGCAAUGCGGAAAAAGUCAAUUGGUUUAUUGCUGAUAUCGUUAUUGGUAUGGGGUAUCAUUACAUACUUCCUUUUUCUUAGCCGGACAACUGCCAAUCGAGAUAAGAAUGUACUCUCGAAUCAGAUAAACAGUUUAAAAACUCAAGUUCAAAGGAGGAUUGCUGAUAAUCAGAUACUUUUAAAACGUCUAAUUGAAUUGCAACAAAAAAAAUUAGAUGAAUUGCAAGCAGCUACGACAGUGAACAAUUUACCUGAUGACUCAAUAAAUAAUUUAAAUAGCAGUUAUCUAGUGGGUUCGACUGUUAAAUUAAAAACAGAGGAAGAAAUAAAACGUGAAAAACUAAAAGCAUUAGCAGCUAAAAAAUCAUUAGGGAAAGACUUGCCUAUAAUUGCUGUACUUGUUAUUUCUUGUAACAGAAUAACUGUUGAAAGAUGUUUGAAUCAAUUAAUAAAAUUACGUACCAAUGCUGAACAAUUUCCGAUAAUUGUAUCACAGGAUUGUGAGCAUAAACAGACCGCAGAUAUUAUCAAGUCAUUUGGAGAUCAAGUUGUACAUAUACAACAACCAGAUCAAUCAGAUAUUGAUAUACCACUUCGAGAAAAAAAAUUCAAAGGUUAUUUUAAAAUAGCACGUCAUUAUGGUUGGGCAUUAAAUCAAAUUUUCUUUGAAUUUGGUUUUGAUACUACGAUUAUUGUUGAAGACGACUUGGAUGUGGCUCCAGAUUUUUAUGAAUAUUUUUUGGGAACUUAUCCUCUGUUAGUAGCCGAUAAAUCAUUAUGGUGCGUCUCAGCAUGGAAUGAUAAUGGUAAAUCUGGACUAGUUGACGAGACCGCAGCACAUUUGCUUUAUCGUACGGAUUUUUUUCCUGGUCUUGGUUGGAUGCUUACUAAAGAUUUGUGGCAAGAAUUAUCAGUAAAAUGGCCAAAAGCUUAUUGGGAUGAUUGGAUUCGUCAACCGGAGCAACGAAAAAAUAGAGCUUGCAUCAGACCAGAGCUUUCACGAACCAGAACGUUUGGAAAAGUUGGCGUCAGCAAUGGACUAUUUUAUGAAAAACAUCUUAAAUAUAUUAAACUCAAUGAUCAAUUUGUGCCUUUUACUAAAAUGAAUUUAAGUUAUUUAUUAAAAGAUAAUUAUGACAUUAACUUUGUAAAUCAAGUCUAUCAUUCGACGGUUGUAAGUUAUUCAGAAUUAAAAAGUGGUAACAUCGUGAUACCUGGAUCUGUUAGAAUUCCAUAUCAUACGAGACAGACAUUUAAAAAUACCGCUAAAAUGCUCGGAUUAAUGGAUGAUUUUAGAAGUGGAGUACCAAGAACUGGUUAUCGAGGUGUAAUCACAUUUUUCUACAAUAACAGACGCGUACAUCUCGCUCCAAAUACUAAUUGGAACGGUUACGAUAUAAGUUGGAACUAACACAUGAUUCCAAGUCACAUUCAAGAUCUUUAGAUAUAUAAUAACAUUUUAAAUUUUAAUGUUUGUGUUUUUAUUUUAAUUUUUUUAGAGUGAAUGACAACUAAUGAAUUUUUAAACUGUAAGAAUAUUUUAAAAAUGA
Molecule: messenger RNA, 1966 nt
Organism: Microplitis demolitor
Lineage: Eukaryota; Metazoa; Arthropoda; Insecta; Hymenoptera; Braconidae
Gene: Mgat1
Product: alpha-1,3-mannosyl-glycoprotein 2-beta-N-acetylglucosaminyltransferase
Exons: 11
Coding region: 421-1827 (468 amino acids)
Biological process (GO): protein N-linked glycosylation
Cellular component (GO): Golgi apparatus
Molecular function (GO): alpha-1,3-mannosylglycoprotein 2-beta-N-acetylglucosaminyltransferase activity
Source: RefSeq, a predicted model, not a curated record